GUUCUUCUAAUUACCGCUAUCCUCGCCCUAGCUAGUGCUAAACCCCAAGAUGGACACGGUCAUGGUCACGCAGUCUCCUCGCAGAGUAUAGUGCUACACACAAGCCAUGGACACGAACAUCAGGGAGAAACUCCUGCUCACCACCAAAUACUCACGACGCAGCAUUUUGAACACGGCGGCCACUAUGACCUAGGACACCACAAGGUGCAACACCACGGAUACACUCAAGUACAUCACCAUGAACACCAACCAAUACACCACGGACUUCAACAGGUACAAUACCACAGGCAUCAGGAAGAUCAUCACCAUGGACAUGAAGAGCACCACGUCGACUACCAUGCUCAUCCUCAAUACGCCUUUGAGUACAAAGUAGAGGAUCCUCACACCGGCGACAACAAGUACCAGCACGAGACCCGUGACGGUGACGUCGUGAAGGGCGUGUACAGUCUGCACGAAGCCGAUGGUACCAUCAGGACUGUUGAGUACAGCGCCGAUAAACAUUCAGGGUUGGUUUUUAAUUAA
Molecule: messenger RNA, 522 nt
Organism: Bombyx mori (domestic silkworm)
Lineage: Eukaryota; Metazoa; Arthropoda; Insecta; Lepidoptera; Bombycidae
Gene: CPR120
Product: cuticular protein RR-2 motif 120
Cellular component (GO): extracellular matrix
Source: RefSeq, marked provisional